CUUUGUCCGUUAGUCGUUCUCCCAAUUGAUAUCGUCGAAAUUAAACCCCCCACAAAACACCGCCACCAGAUGAGCUCCCGCACGGGCGGCCGAGAGAAACAGCUCCGCCGCAGCGACCAGGCGGCGGUGCCCAAAGGGUUCGUCGCCGUGAUGGUGGGCGGCGGCGCGAGGGAGGAACGGGAGCGGUUUGUGGUCCCGGUGGCUUACUUGAACCACCACUUGUUCCUGCUUCUUCUCAAGGAAGCCGAGGAGGAGUACGGCUUCGAUCACGACGGUCCGAUCACUAUCCCUUGCCGCGCGGAGGAGUUCCGCCGCGUCUGCCGGAUGAUCGACAAGGAAACCUCCCGCCACGACCCUCACUCGUCUACUUCCUGCUUCAAGACAAAGGCUUGACUUCUUCUUCUUUUUUUUUAACCUCUUCCUUUUUUUUAUUUAAUUAACUUAAAAUUGUCUAUAUCUUAGACCUUUUCGGUUUAAAUAAAAAUUGUGGAGUACUACUAUGAAUCAAGUUUUAUAAUUCUUUAAUUUGUGCAAAGUUGAAAUUAGUGACAACAAUUUUGUAUGAAUAUAAUACACGUAAAUUCUUUUGUAGAUCCCUGAUUUAUGAUCAGUUAUAUAUCGUGAAAAAUCAAAUGAGAAGAGAUUAUUAUUAUCUGUAAUAUAUGAGUCUUGUAAAAAAAGAAAGAGAUCUAAUUAUG
Molecule: messenger RNA, 698 nt
Organism: Cuscuta campestris
Lineage: Eukaryota; Viridiplantae; Streptophyta; Magnoliopsida; Solanales; Convolvulaceae
Source: the annotation of a GenBank genome assembly